Messenger RNA from Orycteropus afer afer, 495 nucleotides. RefSeq names its product Fer3 like bHLH transcription factor (gene FERD3L). Lineage: Eukaryota; Metazoa; Chordata; Mammalia; Tubulidentata; Orycteropodidae. Gene Ontology annotation, molecular function: RNA polymerase II transcription regulatory region sequence-specific DNA binding; DNA-binding transcription factor activity, RNA polymerase II-specific; protein dimerization activity. The transcript has a single exon. The record is from RefSeq and is a predicted model, not a curated record. Gene Ontology annotation, biological process: developmental process; regulation of transcription by RNA polymerase II. Bases 1 to 495 code for a protein of 164 amino acids.
AUGGCUGCCUAUCCCGACAGCUGCGUGGACACCACCGUGCUGGACUUCGUCGCAGACCUGUCCCUGGCCUCCUCUGGAGUUCCCCUGCUCUGUGACUUUGCGCCUGGGGUCCCCUUUGGGGACGGAGCCCUUGCGCUCAGAGAAGGAAGGCCUAGGACGUUGGCAAACUUCGAGGAGGGGGACCCAGAGGAUGAGGAGGGCGAAGUAGAUGAAGGGGACGACGAAGAAGAAGAGGAGCGCGAGAGAGGCGCCUCUCUGCUGGGCCGUCCCAAGAGGAAAAGGGUGAUCACCUACGCCCAGCGCCAGGCAGCCAAUAUCCGCGAGAGGAAGCGGAUGUUCAACCUCAACGAGGCCUUUGACCAGCUGAGAAGAAAGGUGCCCACUUUUGCUUACGAGAAGAGGCUGUCCCGGAUCGAGACCCUGCGCCUAGCCAUUGUCUACAUCUCCUUCAUGACUGAGCUCUUGGAGAGCUGCGAGAAGAAAGAAACCCUUUGA